AGUGUGGUGGAAGAUGCAUUUACGAGAAGGGGAAUAUGAAAAGGCUCACACAGAUUUUUUUGAAGCUUUCAAAAAUUAUGAUGAAUCAGGUAGCCCAAGAAGGACAACUUGUCUCAAGUAUUUAGUUCUAGCCAAUAUGCUGAUGAAGUCUGGCAUUAACCCUUUCGACUCUCAAGAAGCAAAACCAUAUAAAAAUGAUCCCGAAAUCUUGGCAAUGACGAACUUGGUGAGUGCCUAUCAAAAUAAUGACAUCAAUGAAUUUGAGAAAAUUCUAAAAACAAAUAGGAAAAAUAUCAUGGAUGACCUCUUUAUCAGAGAACACAUAGAAGGUUUGUACCGCUGA
Molecule: messenger RNA, 343 nt
Organism: Limulus polyphemus (Atlantic horseshoe crab)
Lineage: Eukaryota; Metazoa; Arthropoda; Merostomata; Xiphosura; Limulidae
Product: COP9 signalosome complex subunit 2-like
Exons: 3
Biological process (GO): protein deneddylation
Cellular component (GO): COP9 signalosome
Molecular function (GO): protein binding
Source: RefSeq, a predicted model, not a curated record